GGAAGCAGUGUCCAGAAGGCAUCUUCAGUUUCUCAUCAGAUUCUCUUGUAGAACUGCUAAUGGUGAGGUGAGCCCAGAGCUUCGGAGAGGACGCCUUGUGCAUGAACAGCAAGGCCAGGGCCUCUCCCUCACUCUAGGUACUGUCCAGCUUGCACAAUCCGUCUGUGAAAGCCUGGUGAGCAUUUCUUCCUGCGUGAGGCUCUCUGCAUGCUGUCAGUGCUCUUUAGGACCUCAGGGAAACCCGAACGAGCGUUUCUGGCUUUAGGACCCAGGAACUCUGAGGCAGCCUGGCUUUAGAUGCCUUGGACCACAGCACCACCUACUUAUAGAAGCAUCCCGAGCCUUAGCUUGUCUGCAUCUCCAUCGGAAAGUGUGCUGGCCACAUCCCUUCGGCCUCCGGGCAGUGUCCUGUCUUCCCCAGCGCGGGCAGGGAGAAACCUCAGCUGUGAAGUGGUGGUGGAGAGAUCCCUGGAAGCAGCGACUGGACCCGGACGCCGAGAGGAGAGCGGACGCGCCCCUCGCCGGGGAAUCGCUCUCGCGGGCGGAGACCUAGCAUCCCAGUGCUUGCGGUCGCGCUUGCCCGCCUGCGCGCUCCUGCCAGGCGCCGCCAACCCUGAGGACCCUCGGGGUCCGCGGACCCUGCUGCAGCCGGCCGAAUCCUAUAGCUGCCAAGAGCUCUCGGCGGGUGUUGGCAAACUUUUUCCGAGCCCACGUGCUGACCAAACAGCCCGGCUCGCUUUCCGAGCCUGGGAUGGAGCGCCGCGCCUAGGCACGCCGUGCAGCCUGAGACACGCGCGCACGGUUCACGGCGGAGGGAGAGAUGCUCAGCGAGCCAAACUGAUCAUUGCAGCUACAGGGCCAGUGGCAUCUGUCUCGAAUCCUCCCUAAGGAGCGCAACCCGCACUGUCUCCUCGCAGGAGCCCCGCGUUUCCUCGACUUUGAGAGGCAUCUCUCCCCAGCCCGACCGUCCAGAUGCGUUUUCGCCUCUUCUCUUUUGCCCUCAUCAUUCUGAACUGUAUGGAUUACAGCCAGUGCCAAGGCAACCGAUGGAGACGCAAUAAACGAGCUAGUUAUGUAUCAAAUCCCAUUUGCAAGGGUUGUUUGUCUUGUUCAAAGGACAAUGGGUGCAGCCGAUGCCAACAGAAACUGUUCUUCUUUCUUCGAAGAGAAGGGAUGCGCCAGUAUGGAGAGUGCCUGCAUUCCUGCCCGUCAGGGUACUAUGGGCAUCGAGCUCCAGAUAUGAACAGAUGUGCAAGAUGCAGAAUAGAAAACUGUGACUCUUGCUUUAGCAAAGACUUUUGUACCAAGUGCAAAGUAGGCUUUUAUUUGCACAGAGGCCGCUGCUUUGAUGAAUGUCCAGAUGGUUUUGCACCAUUAGAUGAGACCAUGGAAUGUGUAGAAGGAUGUGAAGUUGGUCAUUGGAGUGAGUGGGGAACAUGUAGCAGAAACAACCGCACGUGUGGAUUUAAAUGGGGUCUGGAAACCAGAACACGACAGAUUGUUAAGAAGCCAGCAAAAGACACAAUACCAUGUCCAACCAUUGCUGAAUCCAGGCGAUGCAAGAUGGCCAUGAGGCACUGUCCAGGAGGGAAGAGAACACCAAAGGCCAAGGAGAAGAGAAACAAGAAGAAAAGGAGGAAGUUGACUGAAAGAGCCCAAGAGCAGCACAGCGUCUUUCUAGCAACAGACAGAGCUAACCAAUAAAAUACAGGCAAUAGCUGGGGAAUUUUGAGGGGGAUUUUGUUGUUGCUGUUGUUUAUAUUGCAAAAGUGCACAAAGCUACUCUCCAAUCCACACUGGUGGAGAGCGUUCCCGCUGCUCCGACCAGUAUCCGUUUUCAGUAACAUUGCGAAGGGAAGUGCCCAAGCAUGGUCUCUGGGUUAUUUAUGCUUUGAUUUGAAUCUGGAGCCUUGUAAUAGCAGGAGCUUGUUGACCUCAUCAGUGGGAGCUGUUGCAUGUACACUCCUGUGAUGUGUCCUAAGAAUCGGCCCCGGGCACGGUGAACCUGCAGGAAGCAUGCAGCUGUAGAUCACCACCGGAGAAUGCACCUGUGCCUACUUUCCUGUGAGAAAAUGCAGAAGCGGGCAAGCGCUGUUUCUCGUGACUUUUGUUUCUCGCGUUGAGCAUCGUCAAAGACAAGUGGGAGUGGAAAUAAGGCGAAGUGUCACCGCCCAAAGUUCCCAUCAUUGGUGACUUUAAAAUGAUCUUGCGAUGGGACUGCUUUUAGCUAGGGGCAUUCUGUGGAAAUUCCUGCUAGAUUUCAGCCUCGCGCUGACAUGUACACACUCUGCUGAGCUAUCUGCAAAGCUCCAUCCUGUAUAUUUGUGCUUUUUGUGUGUAACUGGUCAUACCUGAUGAACAAGAUGUCACUUUGUUUCUAAUGGUUCCUAACCAUGGUCUGGUACAUGACUGUUCGAACUGUUCUAGUUUUGAAAAUUGACAAAUGUUUUGUUGCCAUUUGGUUUCUUCUGUUUGUAUUAUUUUUUGAUGGGGGUGGGGUGGGCUUGUUUCUAAUUGUAAGUUUAGGAUAAGCUAGUUUGUACAUAGAGUCAAAUGACUGACGUCAGAAUUUCAAUGCAUAUAGAACUUCCCCAGUUUGUAUCACACGUGCACACACACAUGCGUGCACACACACACACACAUGAGUAAGCAGCAUGUAGCAUCUUGCUAUCAGAAGCCCAACUCUUUCUGAGUCCAGAAAGUGGAUUUAUGAAACACAGCUGAAAACAAGAAGACUUCUGUGCAGUUACUUGUAUUUAUUACACAAUUCCCAGUUUCAUUUUUUUUUUCAGACUUAAAGUAACUCAUGACAAUCAAUGAUAGGGUCAGCUGGGAAAAUUUUUGGGUCACUGGAGUCACUGGGGAAGCUGCUAUCAUGAAACCACCCAGGAAGUGAAGGAGAAGAUAGAGGGCUUCCCACAACUGAAAGUCACAUUGCUCGUUUCUCCAUGGAGCCAGGAUGCCUUACACGAGAAGGAAGAACAUGACGGAGGCUACCCAGCCAACUCACACAAUGGUGAUGUUAAAAACAUCCCUUGUUCCCCUUGGGUCAAUCAGUCCUUUGUUUUAUGAAUUGGCAGGCUCUAAGUGCAUUAUCUUCUUGGCUGAUUCAGGAGAAACUUAGAACAAACGAAGUUGUAGAGUUUUGAGGAAACAGCCAAAGCAAGGUAAAGCCUUUUCCUCACCUUGCCUUGGUAAAACUACCUCUUCAGCAUUUUGUUGAGUCAGAAACAUCUUUCUGAUAUGUAUAGAUAUCAUAAGCUUCAUUAUGAAAAUAUUGAUGCAAGAUAAGCCAUAUAUGAAUGUUGUAUUCAACCUUAGGGCUUGCACUUAAUCCUAAAGUGUUCCCAUCCCUUCAUGUCUAUUCCCACUAUAUUCCUAUUUACUAAGUGGGGAGGGGUCUCCUUAAUAUCAUACUUCAUUGUUAAUAAGUCAAUGCUUAUGUUUCUGGGCUGUUGUUUUUGUGCAUUAAAAACUCAAAAGUUGCUUUUGGACUAUUUAUUUUUGCUUUACUAGUACAAUUACAGGGAGGUGCAAUGCUUCACCAACACUACUGCCUGCUUGUGACCCAUAAACACAUGAGCGAAUAUAUUGAUAACAGUGUUUAGGAUACUCAUUUCACUAAAAAUUAUUGCAAAGUAGUAGGAAAUGGGAUUUUCAGACCUAGACUGCCUACGUCCCAAUCUAGCCUAAGUACCCAGAGAGAAAUUAUUAGCUCUCCCUGUAAUGGUAGUAUAUUUUCAUUAUGAACAUUUGGCCUCCAUUUCUGUCUUAACACGACUAAAAAUGUGGAUGGACUGUGUGUCUUUUAAGAGUAAAACCCUGUGGACAAUGUUUGCAGUGCCUUUGUUUUCUGGGUGACUUAGUAGUACCAUGUGAUAAUUUCCAGACUGAAGUUUGGUAACAUUACGAGUCCCUUUGCAGUGGAGAUGGCAGACCAUGUGUCAAUGGCAGGGAUGUCAAGGAGAAAUCAUUAUAGGUGUAUUUUGGCAUGAGACCUAAAUGAUGAACAGGACUUUUCAAAAGAACAGCCUAACUAAUGGAAGGCACCAGUAUAAUGGUCCUGAGGAACAAACAAGAUGAGGAUGGUCGGAGUGAAGAAGAAAGAAAAGAUAAAAGUAUCGUAGGAGGAAGGUGGAACAAACAAAAAGACAGGAAUAGAGAAUACUCAUGAAGUCUGGGGAGAAUCACUGGAUUUUUGUCCUGCUUAAGCAAAAGAGAAGUGUGCUCGGAUUUCUGUACACUGUUCUCCAAAUCUUCUGUGUGAAAGGUAGAUUUUUAGAGGGAAGGCAUGGAGACAAAUUAGUAGGUCACUGCAUUAACCUGAUGAGAAUUUAUACAUGAUUGGUGAGUUGAUAGUAUCAGAGUAAAAGAGGAGGAGGAAUUGCGUCUAGGGGCUACAGGAGUUGGAUAGGAGGAAAAGGAAGACAUGGAGACAAGAUGUUUAGGUCUCUUGUUCCGAAUACCAGUAUUUAUGGGACAGAACUGGCAAUAAACGAGUCUUACUUUUCAUUUUCUGAUCUUGAAAUGGUAUUAGGUAGCUAAGUGGACACAGUAAGUAGGCAGCUGGUUAUAAAUAUAGACAUGAGGGCAAGGUCAAGGCCAGAAUAUAAUUUGGGAACAUACUGGGAUGUAGCUUGUUCUUUGAAUUAUAGACCUUCGUGUCUAUGAAAGAAUACAGAUAGGAGAACAAUGGCUUCAAGGUAUUUAAACCUUCAAUCUCAACCAGAGGGUGGGAUGAAAAUAAACAAGAAAAGGUAUCCUGAGAGGAACACCAGGAACAGUUACUAAGCAUGAUCAAGAAGAAUCAUACCGGGCAUUGUAACCCACAUCUAUAUAAUCCUAGCAUUCACAAGCUUAGGAGACUGAGAUUGGUCAAGAUUUCAAGGCUAGCCUUAGAUGUUUGAGGCCUGCCCCAGCUAUAGAAGACCUAUCUUUAUAACAAGGUGGAGUUCAAGGCUUUAUGUGGCUAUGUUCUCUCGUGAUUUAUAGUAAAAAUAUUUGGAGAAAUAGGGAUCAUUAGAAAAAAUGUAAUAAUGUAAUAAUUGAAGGUUUGUGUCUUCUCAAUUUUAUUUUGGAACUAUAUACUCCAAGAGUGAAAUUUACCAAUAGGUUACAAUCCCUUGAAAAUGGUUUUGAUAAUAGAGAAAACAUAAAGUAUGUCAAUGCUUAAAACACUUGGAAACUACUCUUCACAUAAAUGUGAUAAUGAUACCUAAUUUCAGGUUACCAUAUCAUCUACCAAUUUCAUCCACAUUUAUGAUGAAAUAAUUAUCUCAAUGGCUCUACAAAGGUUUUUCUUUUAUUGCUUUCAAAAUCAAUAAAAUUUAUCAAGUGAGCUACAGAACAAGCAUUCUGUGAAUUAUAGGUCCUUGGGUUUGUAAUUUUCAGCAAUGAGGAUUUCUCAAACUUGUAAUUAUUGAGUUACUUUGGUAGCAGCUCUCUGAUGUGAGCGCAUACAUGUCUGAACAGAAUUAGGUAGUGCACAUGCACGCAAUCAUAGUGUUUAAAGAAAAUCAUGAUCAUGGUAAAAGUACUUCUUUUUUCCAUGGGUUUCUAUGUAAAAUAGAACAAAUGAAAGCUUUAAUUACUUGCGUCUCAAUUUUAAAUUAAAUAAAUAUGUUGUUAU
Microtus oregoni (creeping vole) is the source of this 5629-nucleotide messenger RNA. RefSeq names its product R-spondin 2 (gene Rspo2). Bases 973 to 1704 code for a protein of 243 amino acids. The record is from RefSeq and is a predicted model, not a curated record. NCBI's taxonomy places the organism in Eukaryota, Metazoa, Chordata, Mammalia, Rodentia, Cricetidae. The transcript is spliced from 6 exons.